AUUAUUGAUAAAAAUUUUCUAAUUUCGUAGAGACAAAAUUAUACUAACGAAGUUAUAUUUACACCAAGCAGAGGUUAUGUUUCGCUUGUACGUACAUAUUUAAAUUGAGAUGUAAUAUUUUUAAAUAUGUGACAUAAUUUACAAUUAAUUACCUAGUAAUAAUCCAGUAUUAAAUUUUAAAAAAUGUUACAACAAGGAAAAUCACCACUUAUUUUUGAAAUAUUCUAUGAAUGUAAAACAACAAAAGCUAGAGCUGGUAGGAUGACUCUCAUUCAUCAUCAUGUAGAUACACCGGUAUUUAUGCCAGUAGGCACACAAGGUACCUUAAAAGGCUUAUUACCUCAACAAUUAGAACAAUUAGAUUGUCAAAUUAUACUUGGUAAUACAUAUCAUCUUGGGACAAGACCUGGUAUUAAUAUCUUGGAAAAAGCUGGUGGUUUACAUAAGUUUAUGAAUUGGAAAAGAGCUUUAUUAACAGAUUCUGGUGGUUUCCAAAUGGUAUCAUUAUUAGAACUUGCUAAAAUUACAGAAGAUGGUGUGAAGUUUAAAUCACCAUAUAAUGAAUCAGAUUGCAUGUUGACACCUGAACAUUCUAUUCAAAUACAAAACAUAAUAGGAGCAGAUAUAAUGAUGCAACUUGAUGAUGUUGUGAAAACUACAAUAACAGGACCAAGAGUAGAAGAAGCAAUGCACAGAACAAUUCGAUGGUUAGAUAGAUGUCUGAAAGCACAUCAGAGAUUAAAUGAACAAAGUAUAUUUCCAAUUGUACAAGGAGGCCUUGAUUCCAAACUUAGAUCAGAAUGUGCGAAUCAAUUAAUUAAACGUGAAGUCAAUGGUUACGCUGUAGGUGGAUUAAGUGGUGGAGAAUCUAAAAAUGAUUUUUGGAAAAUGGUACAUCUUACGACAAAUAUACUUCCAAAAAAUAAACCACGUUAUUUGAUGGGCGUUGGUUUUGCUAUUGAUUUAAUUAUUUGCUCUGCUUUGGGAAUAGAUAUGUUUGAUUGUGUAUUUCCUACAAGAACAGCAAGAUUUGGCUGUGCUUUGGUACGUACUGGUCAACUAAAUUUGAAACAAAUCCAAUAUCGUAAAGAUAUGAGACCAAUAGAUGAAUCAUGCGAAUGUAGUACAUGUAAAGUACACACACGCGCUUAUCUUCAUCAUAUUGUAACAGUAGAAACAGUUGCAUGUCAUUUACUAUCUGUUCAUAAUAUUGCAUUCCAAAUGAAAUUGAUGAAAGAUAUUAGACAAAGUAUUCAAGAACAAAGAUUUCCUGAAUUUAUACAACAAUACAUGUUACAUUUAUUUCCGAACAAGGAAUAUCCUUCAUGGAUAGUGGAUGCAUUGGAAACUGUUAAUGUUACAUUAUUAUAAUAAUUACUAUUUAUUUCCAUAAUAAAAUAUCCUAUGUGUUUUAAUAUGUAUGCUUUACAGAAAUAAAUGGAAAAUAUUAUAACUAAUUUAAAUUA
Messenger RNA from Frieseomelitta varia, 1466 nucleotides. RefSeq names its product queuine tRNA-ribosyltransferase catalytic subunit (gene Tgt). Bases 184 to 1371 code for a protein of 395 amino acids. Gene Ontology annotation, molecular function: tRNA-guanosine(34) queuine transglycosylase activity. Lineage: Eukaryota; Metazoa; Arthropoda; Insecta; Hymenoptera; Apidae. The transcript has 8 exons. Gene Ontology annotation, cellular component: cytosol. The record is from RefSeq and is a predicted model, not a curated record.